CUCAACAUGGCUGCUUGCGCGUCGGUCGAUCGCAGGCGGCGCGACGGACUGCGUCCCGUUCACGCACGCGCACUACAACCAGCAGAGUGGCCAACAUGGCGAUGCCUCGCUUGGCUGCGGCCGCCGGGCGGGUGCUCUGGUCUGGAUAACAGCCCCGGCGUUACGUAGUUGUCACUGCAACUGACUGCCUGGUAAACCCAAGUGCAGACGCGGACUAACACCUGCGCUCCCACGGCCACUCGCUGGGUGCCCCUUGGGACAGCUGGGUGUCAUCCGCAAUGCCGACCGCCCGCGCAGCGCGAACACUUUGCGUUCAGGCCCGAGCGCUACCAGCGAGGCAGAGGACACUGUAGGUGACGCAUUCGCCGAGGAUGCCGCUGCCAGAACUUCCAGUGUGGCCACCAGCCUGACCGUUCAUGGGUCAGCUCAGCGGCAUCCUCCUGUGCGUGUGCAUAGUGGUCCUUGGCCACCUGGCGCCUGCUCCCGUGCUCUGCAGCCAAAGAUAUCGAAGACCACGCUCCCUACAUCUCUCACCCAUUGUUCAGAAGUUCCUGCAGCAGGGACGCAACGUUUCCGCAGCUCUUCAGCUCUUACACGAGACUAACACCUGGGAACCUUCCCUAUGUGGUCGCGUGUCACUCUCUGUGUUUGGUGUGUACGCCAGCAACCGGACUGGCGAUGUGUUUCAGCGGCAGGCGCAAGUUGCCGUACGGACAGCCAACCUUCUCACGUCGCUCUCCGCGCGGAUUCAGAACGACACAGAGUUGGUGUACGGAGAGGAUUUGUACUAUACACUAGCGCGAAUGAAUGUGUUGAGUGAGGAAGGCGUUGUCGGCAGCGGGAUACUUGUGCUUCAUGGUCAUCGGGAGACGCCGUUGCUGAGUGUGUUCGCGUACCGCCCUGCUCGGGAGGGUCCGAAAGGCAUAGCCUUCCAUCGGAAUUACACAUACGAUGAAGUGUCCGUGGAUCGGUGUCCCUGGUUCUCGAAACUGUCUACAGCGAACUACACAGAGUGGUUGUUGAGAAGGUAUGGUGCUAGUGCGCUAGACGUCGCGAGUGGGCUUCAGGUAGCCAGAAGAGAUGGUGUAUGGACGUCGCCCUACUAUGACUGCGGUGUGACAGACACCUGGGUGGUUACGUUCGUUGUGCCGUUUCUAGGUGUGCGUCAGAAUGGCACGGUGUUGUUCAGGGGUGUAGCUACUGUAAAUAUCGCCCUGGGUUCUUUGGACAUUGACCAGUGCGCGGGCGAUGAUCUGUUCUUCAGCAACAGCCAUAGGUGUGACUCACAAAGUGCUGAGUGCGUGGCCAUCCAAGGACGAGGUUUCCAGCGGGGAGCGUACAAGUGCCGCUGUAAAGAGGGCUUCUACUUCCCGAGCUCUGGAAUCCGCGUUCCUAGUAGCGGCGUCCCUACCGGCAGUACUAGCGCUGUGAGCAGCAGUAGUACCGCAGAAGGGCUGGGAUCUGCGUUGGAAGUUGCCGGGGCCCAUCCGUUUCACUGUCUUCCGUGCCCUGCCCGGUGCUCCACGUGCAAAGAGGGACAGUCUUGCUUCGUGGAGUACAACAUGGCCUGGCGGAGUCUCGCCUUGGGCCUCCAGAGCUUCUGCACAACAGUCACUCUCGUGCUCAUGGUCAUCGUGUUCCGGCUCAGAAAGUCCAAGGUGUUCGCAGCGGCCAUGUGGGUCCUUUUGGAAGUCAUUUUAGUAGGAGCUUUAAUUAUCUACCAAACAAUCAUAAUACGUUACUUUGAACCGACGACUACGACAUGUCUAAUAGAGCCUUGGUUCCGCGAAGUAGGAUUCAUCGUCCUCUAUGGAGCAGUUUUGUUAAAAAUAUACAGGAUCCUUGCUGAAUUCCAAACGCGAAAGGCCCACCGCGUUUGCGUACGCGACAAGGACCUUCUCAAGUACCUGCUGGGCUUCGUGCUCGUGGUGGCGGGCUACAUGUCUGCCUGGACAGCCGUAGUUAUGGACAACUGGGAGAAAGGCCACAGCAUCUUGCAAGUGGCCGCCACGCCCGCCUCUCUGCACUACCUCGUCUGCAGGGCUUUGUGGUGGGACUAUGUCACAGAGUUCGGGGAAGUGUUGUUUCUGCUUCUCGGAAUCUAUUUGGCCUACUGCAUACGUAACGCCAAAGUUGAGUGCUACACAGAAAAGUGGACGCUUUGCUGCUCUGUUUACAUCGAAGCUCUGUUCUCGCUUAGCAUGUACAUAAUACGGCAUGCCAUGAGUGCUGUCUUGGAGCCAGACCAUGUUUUCUUGCUCUACUUCAUACGUUGUCAUUGCACGGUGACCGUCAUCCUCUUCUUACUAUUUGCUCCGAAACUCUGGUACCACCACCGUCCUCCCAACCUCUCAACAGAGCACCGCAGCCGCCACUUCUCGUCGUACGACCCUGAUCCUCAUCCCGAGAACCUGAAGCUCCACGAAGCCGUUCUCUCCAACGGAGAGGUGGACAUCGCGGAUAUCAACCUGGCAGAUAUGGAUCCGGAGGAUAUAAGAGCGGAGCUUCGGCGGGUAUACACCCAACUACAGGUCCUCCGCAACAAGACCAUGCGGAAAGAUAACCCGCACAUCUCGAAGCGGAGAGGCGGGAGGAAGGUGACCCACCGGCGGUUCUCGCUCCAGCCCUUCCACCAUAAGCACAAGCAACAGCACCACCACGAGCAGGAGGUGACCGAGGUGUCCAAGACGCCUGAAGACUCCACAGCCAGCGGAGAGGCAGGGCCUGUACCCGACGGACCCUCAGUCACAAGUGUCUCUGGCUACACAAGGGCUGUUUGUGUCGCCACCACGGACGACACGCCCUCCACACCUGUCACCCCUUCCAGAAGGAACUGAGCGGAAGCCGGAGGACCAACGGGGCGUGCCAAACUCCAGGACCACAGAACGAGCGCAGAGACUUGCCCCUUCACGCACCGCGGGCUGCACCCCAAUAAGAGCUGGCUACACCAACGGUGGAUUGAUAGGCCUCUAUCUACUCUAUUUUUAGGUUUCUUUUGUCCUCGAAGGGAGCAAGUCUUAGAGUAUUUUCUACAAACUAUACACCCAUCAGUCGUUAAAAAUUCACAUGUCAUGUACAUACACAGCAGAACAAGGGCGAACGGGAGGAGGCUGACCCGUACGGCAGACAUGAACAAAAUGUGCGCGGGCUCUAUCUGCUGUUUAUCGCCGCCGCUACGUUGCUGCCAGGCGUGUCUACCAUUCAUAUGCAAUAGAUAGCCGACGUUGAGCUAUACAUCUGUAGUUACAUACAGUUCAAGUUAUGUGUUUGUUGUCAUACUUGCUGGACCUGUAAAAGCGUAUGCUAUUCAUUGAAGUUAUAAAAAUAUUUGUUUUGAAGUUGAGUCUGCGCGACGUCAUCAUGUCUGUGUGAGGCUUUCACCUGCGGACGUAAAUAUUUGUGGAAUCGUCCACAGCGUCACGCUAAAGGAUGUUCAUAAUAAAAGAGAGUUUUAGUUGUAGCGUA
This is a messenger RNA of Ornithodoros turicata, 3465 nucleotides long. RefSeq names its product metabotropic glycine receptor-like. Gene Ontology annotation, cellular component: membrane. The coding region runs from base 417 to 2837 and encodes 806 amino acids. Gene Ontology annotation, biological process: G protein-coupled receptor signaling pathway. The record is from RefSeq and is a predicted model, not a curated record. The transcript has 12 exons. NCBI's taxonomy places the organism in Eukaryota, Metazoa, Arthropoda, Arachnida, Ixodida, Argasidae. Gene Ontology annotation, molecular function: G protein-coupled receptor activity.